Molecule: messenger RNA, 3826 nt
Organism: Rhipicephalus sanguineus (brown dog tick)
Lineage: Eukaryota; Metazoa; Arthropoda; Arachnida; Ixodida; Ixodidae
Gene: gry
Product: trafficking protein particle complex subunit 11
Exons: 30
Coding region: 324-3731 (1135 amino acids)
Cellular component (GO): cytoplasm
Source: RefSeq, a predicted model, not a curated record
GGAGGUGUGUGCGUUCUCGUGGUGGAGUGGGGGUUUCCUUCGUCAUGAAGUCCAGGUGACGAGUUACGAGUAGACGGUUUCGGAAUCGUGGUUUGUGCGGCAGGUGUGAAGGCGUGCCUGCCCAGUCUGCAGCAUCUGGCGACGUCCGUCACCGCUGUGCCGCCACACGAUUGUUGUGCGCGCAGUGCAUUUGUUUUGUGAAUCGUGCUGCCGGCUUUUCGCGGACCGCGAGCACUGCAAGUCAGCGGCUCGCCCAUGCGACCGAGUGUGUUUGUGAAGCCUUUGUGAUCCGAGUCGUCGAGAACAACCGCUACGUAACCACCAUGAAACCCCUGGAUAUCGGCGAAGUACCCGAAGAGCUGAAGACCCGCCCCAAGGCGUUCGUUGCCUUCAUCGGUUUAGAACCGCAGGCCAACAACAUUCAUGCCGCGAUCUGGGACGCCUUUUCAAACAAUCGCGGACCAGACCGGUCGCCACUGAACUUCGUGAUCCUGCCGGACAAGCAUGUCUUUCCGAAACCCAAGCCCAAGCACCCGUCGUACGAGUGGUACGAGGAGCGAGGUCUGCUCAAGAGCAACUGGCUGCACAAGCAUCUGGCCAAAGUACCCGCAGUGGCCAUCCUGUUCUUCGACAUGGACUGGGAUGACCCCAGCUGGGCCGACAAGCGCAACGACUGCUCGGCCAAGAUACGCGCCCUCAGAGCUAGCCUACAAGGCAGGAACACCAAGGUGGCCUUGGUCCUGGUGCAGAACAACCUCUCCAUACCAGUCGGAGACAAUGUGCUGGCCACAGAGCGGGCACAUGCCCUGUGCAACGCCUGUGAGAUCCCACCCAAGGCUCUGUUCGUUCUGCCCUACUCGGACCACCUGUUUGGCUUUAUCCUGAGGCUUGAGACGGCCUUCCAGGAGAUCACCCAAGGCUACUACCUCAACGAGUGCAAGAGAGUCAAGGCUCACAAGGACUUUGCCAACAAAAACACCCACCAGCAACUCCUCAUUCGUCACCAGUUCAAGAUCGCAUUCCUGCACGAACUGAAACAGGACCCAGGUGUUGCUAUUCGCCAUUACAAGCAGGCCUAUGUUGACUUGCUGGAGCUGAAGACCACAGACACCAACAUCCUAGAAGUCAUAACUGUUGCAGGCAUCCUUAACUACAAGCUCUGCCAGCUGGCGUUCAUGCAGAACAUUCCACUGGAUGCCAUCCACCAGUUUCGACGUCACGUGGACAUCUUCAAGGACCGCAUCGGCAACCCCCGACUUGCCUUUGAACACAGUGCCUGGCUGUCCAAGCAGUUCAGCCAUUUUGGCGACCUGUUUGAAGAGGCGGUGAGCUUUGGCCUGACCGCGAUCCAGACGCAGCACCCGGGCUUCUACUACCAGCAGGCGGCCAACCAUGCCCUUGCACGCAAGGAGCAAGCAGCCCGGCUCUGCAAGGAUGUGGCCUCACCUCCAGAUGUCAACAUGCUUGAAGGAGAAGAGUCCCUCGAGUUUUACGGCCAGAGGCCAUGGCAAGCCAAAGUACAGGGAAGGAACGAAGCACUGGAUCCACAGAUGGAGGACCUUGGAAUCCAGGCACUCCAGUACAGGGAGAAGACGCAAGUGGACCACUCGGGCCUGGUGGUUCCCCUGUUGAGCAGCGCAGUGGCUCAGUUCAAGAAGUACCGCUGCCCCCGCAUGAAGAGGCACCUCAUGGUGCAGAUAGCGGAGGAGUACUACUCCAGCUCAGACUAUGACAAGGCUCUGAGCAUCCUGACGCAUGUGCUGUGGGAUUACCGAGCUGAGCGCUGGCGACCUCUGGUGUCCAACAUCUUGACCACUGCCCUCAAGUGUGCCUACCUCUCGGCGAGCGUGCCAGCCUUCCUCAUGCUUGGUCUCGAGUUCGCCUCCAGCUGGAUCCAGGGGACGCAAGAGGAGAAGAGCUCCAUACAAACCAGUGUUUUCAAUGUCAUCGAGGGUAACCAUCCCGUAGCAUUUCCUGGCAUGUCACAGUCCUGCAUGUCCAUUGCUGAUGCUGCCUGGAAGAAGGCACUGUCGUACCAGCCCCGGGAGCCACUGCAGAAUUUGGACAUGGACCAUAUCAUCCAAUCAGUGGAGUGCAAGGUUCAGUUUGGACACAGCGCAUUCUAUGCUGAUCAACGUGUCUGCCUCAAGGUCUUCAUCAGGUCCAACUGCCCCCUUCCAAUUAAGGCCACUGGACUGAAAGUGCACUUCAACAACCAGCACUACAACAACUUCUGCGUCGUCGAGGACGGUGACCCAGCCGCAGCCAUAGGCAGCCUGCACCUGGUGCCACGGAGGACGCAGUCCUUCUCUUUUGCAUUCCUGCCACGGUCAUGUGACAUCAACAGUGACAUCCAGGUGUGCUCGGUGCACCUGCGACUGGGCUCUCCUCCGUCUUCCGAGUCGUCCACCGGUCUGACCUUGGCUUGGAACUGGGCAUGGCCUCCGAGCAACUCUGGCAGUAGUGGUGCAAGGCCGGGCCUGGCAUGGGACCCGAUCCCUCGCAAGCCCUUCGGCCAUGGCGAGGAGGUGGCGUUUCACCAGCUGCCGCAGAUGGCCACCACCAGGAUUCACCCAAGGCGUCCUCAGGUGUCCCUGGUGCUGGACCACAAGCCACCGGUGCUCCUGCACGAGUUCUACCAGCUGGCCAUCACCAUUGUGAGCGAGGAGGUCGCACCACUCACCGACGUCUGCCUCAGUAUUGGACUCGUCGACGACCUCGACCCCAAGUAUUACAGCACCACCCACUUCACGUGCGAGCCAACGCCAGUGGUGCCCAAGCAACCAUCCAGCAAGAUUAGAGGAUUUCACAUCGAAGACAUUCCUGCUGGGGGUCGGAAAAAGCAGACUGUUCUGCUGAGGAACUCAGAAGUUGGAACACGGAGGGUUUUCGUCAAGGUGGAGUACAAGACGGAGGUUGAGGUGGACAGCCGUGUGCUGUGCUGCAGCUGCUGCCGCGAAAUCUUCCUCGACCUGGAGUGCAUAGAACCGUUCACCUUCUCGGCCAAGCUGCUGAACCUCAAAUUUGAGCCAGUGGAGGUGGUGCGAGCAGAGGAGCAGUUUGUGCUGCAAGUGGACAUGGAGUCGUGCUGCCCACUGCCCCUGGAACUCAUCUCGGGCACAGUCAGGCUGAGCCCGCACGUGAACACAGUGGACAAGGAGUUCCAGUCGCUCAUUGAAGGAGUGAAGCUGAACAAUGGUGAAGUGGCACGUGAUCUGUUGUGCCUAGUGGCUCCCAAUCCAGUGGAUGCACCCAGCUGCCUCGGGCAGUACACCCUGCAGUGGAAAAGGGAAAAUGCUCCCGCUACGGCAACUCACAUGAUCUCACUCCCAGCAGCACCAGUACAGGCAUGCCCACUCCUGUUGGAGCUGGUGGCACCUGCGCACGGUCGAGUGCGCACCCCCUUGACUGUCAGCUACCUGCUGCAUAACCGCACCCUGCUCGUACAGGACGUUGAGCUGGUCAUGGACUCCAGUGAUGCCUUCAUGUACUCUGGCAACAAACUGCUGCACUUCCGCAUCCUCCCACGGGAGUGCCAGACCCUGACGUACAACCUGUACCCCUUGUUGCCGGGAUACGUGCCCCUGCCCCGCAUGCACCUAGUGCUGGGGCCCGGCACCGCAGCUGCCUCCACCCUGGACAGCCUCCUCAACGAGAUGCUGCCCUCACACAUCUUCAUCAUGCCGCAGGCCAAGACCUUAACGCCCUUCGAAGCAAUGGGUAUGAGCUAGUGAAUGUCACAAGAUACCCUCUAGCUUAACAAUGGAAAAUUUGUACAUAACACCGAAAACAGUUUCUUACGGAAUUAAAUUGAUUUGAAAGUUGU